Camelus dromedarius (Arabian camel) is the source of this 1110-nucleotide messenger RNA. RefSeq names its product NK6 homeobox 2 (gene NKX6-2). Gene Ontology annotation, cellular component: nucleus. Bases 19 to 852 code for a protein of 277 amino acids. The record is from RefSeq and is a predicted model, not a curated record. Gene Ontology annotation, biological process: regulation of transcription by RNA polymerase II; cell differentiation. Lineage: Eukaryota; Metazoa; Chordata; Mammalia; Artiodactyla; Camelidae. Gene Ontology annotation, molecular function: DNA-binding transcription factor activity, RNA polymerase II-specific; RNA polymerase II cis-regulatory region sequence-specific DNA binding. The transcript is spliced from 3 exons.
CCGGCGGCGGCGGCGCCCAUGGACGCUAACCGCCCGGGCGCGUUCGUGCUGAGCAGCGCGCCGCUCGCCGCGCUGCACAACAUGGCCGAGAUGAAGACGUCGCUGUUCCCGUACGCGCUGCAGGGUCCGGCCGGUUUCAAGGCGCCCGCGCUGGGCGGCUUGGGCGCGCAGCUGCCGCUCGGCACCCCUCAUGGCAUCAGCGACAUCUUGGGGCGGCCCGUGGGCGCGGCGAGCGGCAGCCUCCUAGGCGGCCUGCCCCGUCUCAACGGACUCGCUUCGUCGGCUGGCGUCUACUUUGGGCCCGCGGCCGCCGUGGCGCGCGGCUACCCGAAGCCGCUGGCCGAGCUGCCCGGGCGCCCGCCCAUCUUCUGGCCGGGCGUGGUGCAGGGUUCGCCCUGGAGGGACCCGCGCCUGGCCGGCCCGGCCCACGCCGGCGGGGUCCUGGACAAGGAUGGCAAGAAGAAGCACUCGCGGCCGACCUUCUCGGGCCAGCAGAUCUUCGCGUUGGAGAAGACUUUUGAGCAGACCAAGUACUUGGCGGGUCCGGAGCGUGCGCGCCUCGCCUACUCCCUGGGCAUGACCGAGAGCCAAGUCAAGGUGUGGUUCCAGAACCGCCGGACCAAGUGGCGCAAGCGGCACGCGGCGGAGAUGGCGUCGGCCAAGAAGAAGCAGGACUCCGACGCCGAGAAGCUGAAGGUGGGCGGCUCCGACGCGGAGGACGACGACGAGUACAACCGGCCCCUGGACCCCAACUCGGACGACGAGAAGAUCACGCGGCUGCUCAAGAAGCACAAACCCUCGAACUUGGCGCUGGUCAGCCCGUGCGGCGGCGGCGCGGGGGACGCCUUGUGAGGACGCGGCGGCGAGGCCGCACAACCAGGGUACGGGAUGCGGGCCGGCGCCCCAAGCCAGCCGCCCGCGCCAGAAGGAGUGUGUAUAUAUAUUUUUACAGAAUAAGUUAUAAAGCGGCCCGGCUCCGGCUCGGCGUGCAGGGACCCUGGCCGCGCCCGCGUCCCUGUCCCCGGCGCGUUCGGCGGGGGCGUCGACCCAGGGCCGCCGCUGCUGCGCGUCCUGGGAGGAAUCACUUUGUAUAAUCAAUAAAUUAUUUAA